This is a messenger RNA of Osmerus eperlanus (European smelt), 3246 nucleotides long. RefSeq lists its product as uncharacterized. Lineage: Eukaryota; Metazoa; Chordata; Actinopteri; Osmeriformes; Osmeridae. Bases 1026 to 2228 code for a protein of 400 amino acids. The record is from RefSeq and is a predicted model, not a curated record. Gene Ontology annotation, molecular function: SH3 domain binding; RNA binding. Gene Ontology annotation, biological process: insulin receptor signaling pathway. Gene Ontology annotation, cellular component: cytosol; membrane. The transcript has 8 exons.
UUUAGGAAUGCACAGAAAUCUGAACGUUCUGUUGGGAAAGUUUUUUCCUUUGUAAAUUUUUGCAGCUGGUCGGAAAACACUGUUGGCACUUCCUGUAAACCUUGAUUGAGUGAAAUGGCCAAGUUAGAAAAACUAAUAGAAGAACGAAAUUUAAAAUGUCUUAUCACAUGUGCUUUGAGAUCAGCUAUGAAGUGACGCGAAAAUUGAAUUUUGUGGGUGAAUCAUCGUUCUAGACAACGUCGCAGACUACUGUUCGCAGUAAACUAUAUGUAUUUUCUGAAGGAAUCUACCUGUAGGGUCAGUAAAAGUAUAAAAAGGAGGACAGUUUAUCAUUUAACAGUGAGCAGAGACAACACUUGAUUCCCUCUACCCUUGUUACUGUGCAUGUUUUAAUGCAGAUUGAUGCUGAACCAAUUUUAAUGUCAGGCUAUCACUGUCCGAAUCAUGAUUUAAUAAGUCACUAUAAUAUCAUAUUUCAUGGUCAUCAAACAAACUUUCCUCUAAUGUCAACUUUAUCGUCAAUCAGACCAUGCAAUUUUAGCCAUGUGCGUGUAAAUAAAGAUGGAACAAAUACAGACGUUUCGUUUCACUCGCUCUGCCAUUUCCAGGCUGCCGAGAAAUGUGCUAUUUUUGGUUCAGUCUGCAGUUACUGCUGGUAAUGGGAAGUUCGGAUCAUUUUACGGACUCGGUUCUUUGAAUCUCGUUCAUUAAAAGGAACGAAUCCUUUUUCGAGUCAUUCGUUCAUUUCCACCUAUCCAGGUCACGUGAAAAAGGAUCCGAAGACUCGUACCCGAAGACCCAGUUGGGAAAUGAACGAAUCAUUUCUGUUUCCUCGAGCCUGAAUGAGCCUAAGCAACAGUCCCAAUGCGCGGUCACGAGAAAAAUGAACCAAUCACUCUUUGAGAGGACUCUACUCCCAAGUCCUUGAAUCGUUCACGAACAACACAUCACUAUAGUUACUGCAGACUAGCAGUCACUUUUUAUUCACAUUAACUCGUGUUAAAAGUAAAGUUUAAAUAUUAAUAAUGCCUCGCAAUGAAUAUGUAACUGCGCCAUCAUCCUCUAGAAGAUCUUAUACAAAUUCUAAGAAACUGGAGGUAAUUGAACUUGCGAAACAGAAAGGAAACCGUGCCGCAGGAAGAGAACAUGGAGUACAUGAAAGACAGGUUCGUCAGUGGAGACUCCGCGAAGAUGACCUGAAAAAGCAGAAAACCACUGCCAGAGCCGCUGGUCGAGGUCAACGCUGCCGCUGGCCAAAUUUAGAGAAGCAUAUGGCGUCUUGGAUCACAGCCCAGCGAGAUGCCGGAAAAGCCGGGAGUACUGUAGCCAUUCGACUAAAAGCCAGUGUAAUGGCAAAGGAAAUGGGACAUGAGGAUUUUACGUCUAGCCCAUCUUGGUGCUUCCGCUUUAUGAAGAGGAACAAUUUAUCUAUCAGAGCCCGAACAGCUGUUGGACAGACAUUACCUGAUGGCUGGGAGGAAAAAAUGCCAAGGAAGAAAUACUGGCGCAAAGGGCUUAAUAUUAAGGCUGCUGCUUUAGCACGCAGGAUCUUGAAAGCCAGCGAAAUGGCAAAGGGCCUGGAAGACAAGGAGGCGGAGCUGAAGCCCACUCCGCAGAAGCUGAUGAUCUCGUCUGGCUCCCAGACGAAGGUCAACUGGAAGGAUAUGUCCCAGGAGGCCAACAGGGAGAAGGUCAACGGCAUGCCCAGGUUGGGUGUUGACGAGGACCUUCCCCUGCCUGGGCACCAUGGCCCAUCCCCUCCCCCAGCCCAGGUUUCACCUGACAGACAGAGAGUGCUCAGGGCCCAGAGGGUGGAACAGCCCAGAGUAGCGUUAGGGUCCCCUGUCUCUCUGCAGGCGGACCCUAGCUUGUAUCAUGGCCACAAUGGAGAAGUGGUCCACAGAGCUGAGAAGAGGAAGAGGUGUAACACUGAUAGCGGAUUACCUGGUGUAUCUGCUGACCACAGCGGGAAAAGGCAGAAAGGGAAACUAAAGAGUGCAGACUCGGGCCAGGUGGGUCAGCUGUUGGCCGUGUCUCUGAAGGAGGAGGAGCUGAGCCAGUCCAUGCUGGCCUUGGACAUUUCUCUCAUCCAGGCCCGCAGCUCACUGCAGGCUGCCUUCACCAAAGUUCAGCAGCUCCUGUUGGCCAAACAGCAGGUGAUUACCGAGAUCAACUGUCUGCGAGCCAGGCGUGUUGAGGAAUCUUCACUGGGAAGCACCGUCUUUUGAAAUUCCUUUUUCGAACAAGAAUGACAACGAGGCCCAGUGAUGUCAUUUCCUGUCUGCCACCUCUGAUCUGCAGGUUGCCAAGUCAGAUGGACAAGUUUUCCCACCCAGUCUGGAAACAGAAAAGUCCGACCCGAUCCUAGAGGCUCCAAAACUGACCCAGAAGAAGAAGGUUCCAGAUUCCAUGUAAAUCAUAUGCAAAAGGAUUGUUCAUUGUGUUAAAUGCAAUGAUUUGGCAUUUUAUGCAUAAGUGUAUUGUAUUUUUCCCAAAUCCAAAAAUGAAAGAGAGAAAACUAACAAUGGGUUGGACUGGCUUGGCAAGGAGAUCAGUGAACAUAUGAACUGGGUCUAACUGAUGUGCACUAUAUGCUUAACUGCAAUGAAGCGAGUGCUGUGGGAGAGAUUGACUUGCAGUAGAGGGUACAAGUUGAUAUAUUAUUUUUCAAAAGUCACUUUUUGAAGUAAUUUGUUUCUUAUUAACCCAAAUGUAGAAAAUAGUUUUUCUAAGCAAUUCAGUUUUGAGAGGAAGUUGACUUUUGUUGUUCUGUAGUGGCACUUGUUAUUUCUGUUACUUUCUGUCUGUUUACUUGUGCGUUCUUCCAACCUCUGUGAUAAACAAGCCAAAUGUACAGAUUCAAAGGGCUUUUUCUAAUGUUGAGUUGUGAUUGCACUGUGCAAAGGCUAUAUUGAGUUCCUUGAUGUUUUCAUUCAUUUAUGACCUUAUUGCGGAAUGUCAACAUGUAAUUCCUGGUUAGUCACUUUUGUGAUGGACGUCAAUGUGAUUUAAAGGGGCAGGUACUGAGUUGAAGGAGUCUAGAGCAGCUUUAAUUUCAUGUCAGUCAUUUUAACGGUAUAUCAGGAAUUUAGUUCCAUUGCCUUAACCUGUAGUGUGCGUUGACAUUUCUUAUUGUUACCAUCCAAAUGCAGGUUUGAUUAAUGUCAGAAAUAAAUGUAUGCAGUUUGUGUAUGUUGAUUUGGAUAAAAGUGCUAAACAGAUAAAUGUAAACUGUAGUUACCAGAA